Molecule: messenger RNA, 2411 nt
Organism: Poecilia latipinna (sailfin molly)
Lineage: Eukaryota; Metazoa; Chordata; Actinopteri; Cyprinodontiformes; Poeciliidae
Gene: kcnj19a
Product: potassium inwardly rectifying channel subfamily J member 19a
Exons: 3
Coding region: 554-2101 (515 amino acids)
Biological process (GO): regulation of monoatomic ion transmembrane transport; potassium ion import across plasma membrane
Cellular component (GO): plasma membrane
Molecular function (GO): G-protein activated inward rectifier potassium channel activity
Source: RefSeq, a predicted model, not a curated record
AUUAUCCAUCUGGUUAAUUUUUCAGAAUGAACCUAUGAUCUAUUAACUGACCAGCUGAACUGGAGUCAAGCUGCCCACCUCUCAUAUUGUGUAACUCUCUCCUCCUCUUUUCCUGCCCCUUUCCCUUCCUCUCUCUGCAUCUCCAGUACUCCCUCUUCUCUCUUUAACCAUAACGUCCCACCAGAAGCGGUGUGUGGUGGACGGCUCCUGCGCUACUGAGCGACGCGUCAGUCGGAACACACAGAGGCUGAGGAGAGCGCACGGAGAAGAGCAGAGACUCGUUGGUGUGAUGUGAAAUAACCAAGAGGACAGCGGAGCUUUUCAGCAAGCGAAUACCUAUUGUGUAAUAAAAGCAAAGAGGCAGCAGGUAUUUAUUUAUUUUUUUUGUUUGUUUGCUUUUGUUUUUCAUAAUUCCCAGGAUCCGCUGUGCGCACUGAAGUGGCCAUGGCGUAUUUUACGCACUGCAGGUAACCAAUCCGUUGGAGACUAAAACUCUAAACACAUCAUGGAUUAAACUGCGACUGUUGCGCUAGUUAACACCAGACGGGCGGACAUGGCAGCACUUCGGAGGAAAUUUGGAGAAGACUACCAGGUGGUUAACACCAACCGGGCAACUACUUUCUCUGCCCCGGUGAAGAAGAAACGCCAACGCUUCGUGGAGAAGAACGGCCGCUGCAACGUGCAGCACGGAAACCUCGGCGGGGAGACCAGCAGGUACCUCUCCGACCUGUUCACCACCCUGGUGGACCUGAAGUGGCGCUGGAACCUGCUCAUCUUCAUCCUCACCUACACCAUCGCUUGGCUCGUCAUGGCAUCGAUGUGGUGGAUCAUUGCUUACAUCAGGGGGGAUCUAAAUCACGGCCACGAUCCGUCCUACACCCCCUGCGUGGCGAACGUUUACAACUUCCCUUCAGCGUUCCUCUUUUUCAUCGAGACCGAGGCCACCAUCGGCUACGGCUACCGGUACAUCACCGAGAAGUGCCCGGAGGGGAUCAUCCUCUUCCUGUUCCAGUCGCUGCUGGGCUCCAUCGUGGACGCCUUCCUCAUCGGCUGCAUGUUCAUCAAAAUGUCCCAGCCUAAGAAACGCGCGGAGACGCUCAUGUUCAGCCAGGACGCAGUGAUUUCCCAAAGAGACGGCAAACUCUGCCUCAUGUUCCGAGUGGGCAACCUGCGCAACAGCCACAUGGUGUCCGCGCAGAUCAGGUGCAAACUCAUAAAGUCUCGUCAGACGCCUGAAGGAGAGUUCCUGCCACUGGACCAGUGUGAGCUGGACGUCGGCUUCGGGACGGGAGCAGACCAGCUCUUCCUGGUGUCUCCUCUCACAAUCUGCCAUGAAAUAAAUCCCAAAAGUCCGUUUUUCGACUUAUCGCAGCGCUCCCUCAUGAACGAACAAUUUGAGAUCGUCGUUAUCCUCGAGGGCAUCGUGGAGACCACGGGAAUGACAUGCCAAGCGCGGACGUCAUACACUGAAGACGAGGUUUUAUGGGGCCACCGCUUCCUGCCCGUCAUGUCUCUGGAGGAAGGCUUCUUCAGAGUGGACUACUCUCAGUUCCACAGCACGUUUGAGGUGCCGACACCGCCAUACAGCGUCAAAGAGCAGGAGGAGAAAAACUCAUUGCCUUCACCUCUGUCCACUCCCACCCCCGCACUGACUGAGAGCCACGGCGCCCGGCGAAACCGGGUGUUUUCCGUGGAUUGCAUCAACACUUCAGAGGAGAGGGGCCGUCAGGGAGGAGCGGGCGGCCGGCUGCCGAGCAAGCUGCAGAGGAUGAGCUCGUCGGGGAAGGAGGACCUGCAGAGGAAGGUGCUUUUGCUCAGCUCCCAGCAUGCGGAGAAGGCGUGCAGCACAGGGGACCUUCCCAUGAAGCUGCAGAGGCUCAGCUCCUCCCCCAGCCCCGGAGCACAAAAUCGGCUGCAACUCAAGUCACUCAAGGUGGGCUUUGAGCCCAUGACACAGUCGACAGGAGACCUGUACCAGCGCAGCCCACCCACCACGCUGUCACCCACUCCAAUGCCCAUGCACAGCCCACUUCUGUCAGCCGGAGGGAGGCUGGAGGACAACCUGCCACCAAAGCUACGAAAAAUGAAUGCUGACCGCUGAAACCUGGACAAGAACAACCAAACAUGAGGUGCUGCAUACAGGAGACAAUGAAAACAAUUAUAAUGGGGCAAGAAGGAUUAUAGGCAACUUGUUGGUUUUUGUUGCUUUGAGAACAAACCACUACUGGAAAUACUGUGAUUUCUGUGGGAAUAGACUAAAGACGCGUAUUUACUGGAUCAUUCUGAGAAGAGUUGUGCAUGUCUACAAUAAGUCUAUUGUUUUAUUUAUGCACCACUAUACUCAAUAGUCAAUCUUAGUUUUAAUUAAGUAUAAAUUAUAUUAAAAUGAAAAUAAAUACAGUUUGAUAUUC